AGACUACUUCCUGAAAAAAAAAGUCGGUGAAAAGGACCACAGCAUGUUGGAGUUUUUUUCUCAAUCAAAUCCAUGAGACCUGUCCGAAGCGCAACCUUCUCGCCUGGCUAGAGCCCGGCCAAGGCCGGCUGCUGCGACAGCUGGUGGUCGGUAGUGAGUGGUCGCUACGGCACAUCAAGGAUGCUGAGACGGAUUUUUUCCUUCGGUUUCCUGUGUCUUGGGUGUUUAACGCAAGAAUGUGGUACUUUUGCUGCUGGGACGUCCGUAACCGCAUCGAGAAACCAGUUCUCGACGUCCUCGCGUCAUCUUCGCAGAACUAGUGCUGGUGCAAGGAAAGAGCAAGAUGUGGCGAUGGCUAGAAUGUUUUUCGACAACAUGGGCAUGCCAAACGACCAGGAAGAUGGCCACGACGACGGCGUAGAAGAUGAGGAUACUUCUGCGCCUUCUUCUUCUAGCAGGGGUACUAGAGUAAGAGGGCGCACAAGUGCCAGAAGUAGCAGACGCGGAAGAAGAGGUGGACGAGGCAUCUUCAAAAAGAACCGUGUUGCAGAUGUUGUACCAUCAAGUACCCAAGAACAACAGUUGUAUGCCUACGACGAAGCUGCGGAAGAUGAAGCUGCCCGUCGAGACGCACACUCUACUCAUGAAAUUACAUCUGAAUUCAUGAAACGAUUUGCGAGGAAUAUGCGACUGGCAGUCCUGACGGAUUCUAAAGGCGACAUGGAUGAGCGCAAACGACAACGCAUGAUUCGGGAAUUACAGUUAAGGCACGUUUUAACAUAAGAAGAGAAGUCUCUAAGAUCUAGGGCCAUCAACAAAAUUAAGGCUUAGGGCUUUCUUUUUCCAAUUACGGGUGGGGUCUACUGGAAGUGGGGCACGUUGUAUGAAUUGUGAGAGUUAUUUACAAGUCUAAGAAUAGUUGCUUUUUUUUUGUGAACACGUUGUAGGAGUCGUGAGCGCGCAUGCUAGGGCCAUUGAGAAGUGAUUCAGGUUAAGUGAUGGCUGUGCUGCCUUUCUUUCUGAUAUUGGGAGUCUUUUCAGCUACAUCAGCCCCUUCUACGUAAGUCACAAGAACAGGACGUUGAACUACUUGAUACGGCUAAUGCAAGAAGAAAAUGAAAGAGAUGGGACAACGAAUGCUGAGGAAAGAGACGGGACAACCGCUGAGGAAGAGGACGUAAAGGCAGAUGAGCAGGAAUCGGAGGUAGGAGAUGAUCCGCUUGUAUGAGUGGAAGGGCCUUGUUAUUUUGACACAGGAAUAAGAUUGAAGAUUCCUCGUUAAGGGCAAGGGUUCUGAAGAUUUUCAUUGUGAUUCUUUCUUUCUAAACUAUAAAUGUGUUAAUGUUGUCUUCGGGAUGAAAACUGAACUCAACUGAACUAACGAAUAUUCAGUAUUAAACUAGCAACGAGAGUACUUACUCUAGAGGAUGUACUUCUAAUAUCGCCCGUCCAGCCACAGCAGGAUCUCUACGACCGUCGCACAGUUGCACACCACUCGCACUCUCUACAAGAACGAAAACGAACACGACCAAGAAACUCUGGGAAAGUUGUUCACAUGCUGAACAAUCGUCCUCGCCGUUCUAGUUCAUUUGAUCGUACUAGGACGAAGGGAGGAGCCUUGCAACAUCAUAGUCGUGUUGAAGAGUAUAGACGGCAGAUGCAUCGCUGCAGGACAGUAGCGUGUAUGCAAGCCGUGGAGAAGAAACUGGCAGAAGCCCAUGAUACUGUUGGUAAAAAUGACAAGGCAAAGCAGGAAGGCCUGUAUACACCAGACAGGAGAUUGGACACACCGCAGCAGGACUUCGACACAGCUCAUGCAGCAUCUUCUCCCUUCGACGGCCACGAAGAUGUUGAGCAAGUAGAGAACCAGGUGGAUAACGACAACCAACAGAACGAGAAGAUGGAAAAUAGCCAAGUAGAUGAGAAGAUGAAUAACCAAGAACAAGAUGUGGAGAUCGUCAGUGGGCGGAAGGAUGCUGCGGUCAAUGAUGCUCAAGUUGAGGAUCAUGCUCAACCAGCCGAUGAUUUUCGGCAAUCCGAUGACUUUCACCAAGUCGAUGAUUUUCAACAAGCCGAUGAUGCUCAGCAAACCACUGAUACAGACCAAUUCGAUGAUACCCAAGAACAAGCAACACCUCUUUCAUCUCCAAGAUCUUCUUCUCUUCCACUUCUCAAUAGCGUGGACGUUUCCGGAACUGGGUCUGGAGAUGCCAAAAGCAACAGGAAAGAGGCCCGAAGCCGCCUGACGCAUCGUCGUGUAGGUCAAAUGCGAGUACUGGGAUUAUGGCCACUAGCUACUACAAGCCUAUAUAUACCAUUGAAGAUAUCUUAAUUCAAAUCUAUCAUCGUGCACGAAUAUAUGUGAAAAUCAAAUGGAAGGAGGCAAGCUUGUUACUACUCAGUGUGUGUUAGUAGGAGGAAUAGCUGCAAAUUACACCAUUUCUGUUAGAGAUUCUCUAAGUGCCGCUCAUGGCGACAUCGCACGGGAGGAACGAGAGCGAAGUUUUGAAUUGGAUCCUAAGAAACCAGGAGAAAUUAAGGGUUUCCACACUGCAUCCUUCACAACCAUCCUUGGCUCCUUUUCAAGGGGGAAAUAGGUCAAGGAUGUUCUGAAGAGUGCAACGCGGUAACCUCUAAAGAAAUGAUCCUCAACAUGGCUAAGGCGCUGUGGACCAGUUUGAGACUUACGGUUGGCAUUUGAGAUUCAGAUGGUGAAGAAUAGGACCACUACCUAGAGGUGCAAUUUAUUGUUUUUUCCGUUUAUUGUCGAAGCCGAUGGUAGAGAAUGAGCAUUUGAGACACAAUGAUGAUGAUACUCUCGAAGCAGUCAGUCUAGGAAGAAAAAGCCACCGUGCCCAUGCUCGGAGGAAGAGACCACGACGAU
Amoebophrya sp. A25 is the source of this 2884-nucleotide messenger RNA. Lineage: Eukaryota; Dinophyceae; Syndiniales; Amoebophryaceae. The record is from the annotation of a GenBank genome assembly.